AUGAUGAACUCGUCCUCUCUGAACUCGUCCUCUCUGAACGCCUCUGAGGAGAAUCUGUGGAACCCGUGCCCCUCGUCUCCGUACGGGGUCCGGAUCUUCUUUACCGUGGAGGCCGCCAACUUCGUGUUGGGCCUGCCGGUGAACGCCUGGACAGUGUGGCUGAUCGCACACAGCCCCCACUCCGUCAAAGCCUCGGAGGUGUUCACUCUGAACUUGGCGUUGCUGGAGUGCGUCUACAGUUUGCUCUCGUUCCUGCGACCGCUCAACUAUUACUUCAUCAAACAUGCUUUUCUCUACACGUUCAACCUCUUCUUCUACGGUCUGCUCAGCGCAGGGCAGCCUCUGUUCCAGGCGUGUGUGUGUGUGGAGAGAUACCUGGCCGUGGUGCAUCCCGUGUCCUACCUCAGGUGGAACUCCGUGCGGCCUCGUCUCUGCGCGCUGCCUCUGGUUUGGGGUUUGACUUUCGUCUUCUGUGUUUGCAACGUCUUGAAGUUGGUCUUCGUCUUCCCGGUCGUGUUCCUGCUGCUGCUGCUGCUGCAGGGUCUCUGCUGCGUGCGCAUCCUGCAGGUCCUGCGUCAGCCCGGUCCAGGUGACGGCAGCAAACAGGAAGUGGAUCCAGCCAAGAAACAGGCCUUCGUGACAGUUCUGGUCAUUCAGGUGAUGAUGGUGUUGAACUACCUGCCCACGGUGCUGGCGGUGCCGCUGCGAGGUCGCCUGCGUCGGCACGCUUACCUGUGUCAACUGAUUCCUGCCUCACUCUCUUUCUCCGUGUUCGGCAGCUUCAUCCAGCCCCUCAUGUACCUGAUGAGGAGGGGGAAGUUACCCUGCAGGGCCAAAGCUUAACCUCCUGACUGUAGGACAGUC
Molecule: messenger RNA, 864 nt
Organism: Cottoperca gobio
Lineage: Eukaryota; Metazoa; Chordata; Actinopteri; Perciformes; Bovichtidae
Product: P2Y purinoceptor 4-like
Exons: 7
Coding region: 1-843 (280 amino acids)
Biological process (GO): positive regulation of Rho protein signal transduction; phospholipase C-activating G protein-coupled receptor signaling pathway
Cellular component (GO): plasma membrane
Molecular function (GO): G protein-coupled receptor activity
Source: RefSeq, a predicted model, not a curated record